Xenopus tropicalis (tropical clawed frog) is the source of this 1258-nucleotide messenger RNA. Its product is annotated as cocaine- and amphetamine-regulated transcript protein-like. The transcript is spliced from 3 exons. The coding region runs from base 435 to 863 and encodes 142 amino acids. Gene Ontology annotation, biological process: cellular response to starvation; positive regulation of MAPK cascade; negative regulation of appetite. Gene Ontology annotation, cellular component: extracellular region. The record is from RefSeq and is a predicted model, not a curated record. NCBI's taxonomy places the organism in Eukaryota, Metazoa, Chordata, Amphibia, Anura, Pipidae. Gene Ontology annotation, molecular function: neuropeptide hormone activity.
CAUUUGUGUUGUGGGUAGGGACAGACAUCAGGAAUCACAUGAUUUUAUUUCCUGAAUGUAUCGGUUAGGGGAGGAGCUCUUGCUUUUUGUUUCUCUCUUUAGCCGCCGCCCCCCAGAGUGAUGUCAUAGAGUGAGAGAAAGAGCGCCUGAGCAAAUUGAUAGGCAGCCAUGUUAUGAUAUGUAAGGGGGGCAAUUACCCGUACUGCCAUUUACUGGGGUGCUUAGGGACCAAUUACUCCUUAUGGGGUAUAUAUAUAUAUAUUUGACUUCUCAUUACCAAAUUAGCCCUGACGGAGAAAGCAAUGGGGAGGGGCAGUUGUACUAAAGAUCAGGGCUAAUCAGGGGAUUUACAGGCCUUUCUUAGCUUAGCGCCCCCAGGAGUGAAAGAUAAUCGAGGCAUUAAUUCUCUCCACUUAAUCCUCCCUGCUGUGAAGAUGAGGAGUCACAGAGAGAGGCAGUCAGUCUGCUCUGCCCCAAGUACGGACCUCGGAGCGACCGGCAUGGCUCUAAGUGUAUCAGCCAUUGCCCCGUGGGUGUGUCUCGUAAUCUUCCUAAUCGCCAUCCAGGGGGUCUUCAUAGGGGAAUCCGCAGAAUUGUCCCCUCCCCGUGAAGCACGAAGGGUCAAUGAGAAAGAUAUGUUGACGGAACUUCAGGACGUACUGGAGAAACUUCAGUCCAAAAGGAUCUUGUCCUGGGAGUCAAAACUCAAUCAAGUCCCCAAGGUGAGAGUCAGUACAGUGCACCCUGGGAGAUGUCUGCGCAGUAAAGAGAGGGGCGCGGAUCGGAAAGCUCUGCGACUGCCCCAGGAGGAGCAACUGCAACUACUACUUCCUGAGAUGCUUGUGACCCGGGGGGGUCUCUAAACUGCCCCCCACCCUACUAAUACCCCUCUAGGAGCUGUGUGUGGCAUAGCAGGACAUUCAGCCAUUGCCUGUGUGUGUAUAAGGAACAUACAGAGUAGGACUGGGAGCUGAACCCCACAGACUGGAUAUGAGGGUGCCCCCCCCCCCCCCCCACUUGGACCUGCCGAUUAUUUCGACUUCCCCCCCCCCCCCAACGGAUCAGCCCAAUGUGAGCUCACAGGGACUAUUUACAGUUUGGAAGAGAUUAGCAGCUUGUUUGCUUUCUGAUCCUCCGGCACAGAGACAUCCGCACCCCCCGCCCCCCAGGGCGGCGAUAGACUGAUCCACCUGCUGAAAGCUGAUUAGUGGGGCCGGGCGGGUAAUGUGUCUGCUAAUAAAGCUGGGAUUUACACUCA